UACAACCAUGCAAAGAAGACUAUUCUACAAGUAGCUCCUCUCCCUUUACUUUUCUGUUCCGUGAGAUCCUCUCCCUUAACUUAUUGUUUCCAUUGUCGUACUUAAACUCCGACAAGAACCCGACUCAAAAUACGUAAGAGAUCACAACACAGACAGAGAAUUUGUUUAAAGAUGUCGGGAAGAGUGAGAGAUGACAUGGAGUAUGAGGAUCAAGAAGAUGAUGAAGAAGAUAGAUCCUCCUACUACGGCGGAGCCUCUAUACCAUUCAUGUGGGAGUCAAGGCCAGGCACACCAAAACACAACCACUUUCCCGAUUGCUCUUUUGCUCAGCCUCUCACGCCGCCUCCGUCGUAUUACUCAUCCGAGGUUAUGUCGACGCCAAAGAGACAGACGUCACAGACCAAGGAGGGGCAGUAACAGUAGCAAGAAGACGACCAACCAUGUCUCUUCAGGGCCAUCGAAUUCGUGGUCGUCUACGUCUACGUCUUCUUCAUCUUCCCUUUCCUCCUCGCCGCCACAUUCUUCGAGAAAACCAGUGAGUCAUGGUAACAAAUCACAGGUUAUGUACGCUAGUUACAAAGAUCACGAGCUUGCGUCGUCGCCGACCUCGACUCUGUGUUACUCCAAUGGUGGAAGAAAAGGGUUUAGUUCAUCAAUGGGGAGUAUGAAGAGAGCUCUGUUCUCUGGUUCUAGACAUGGAUCCGGCGAGGUGAACAAAGCUUGAUUAUGUGAGUCUGUUGUGUUCUUGAUCACGUUCUAUGUGCUGCUUUGCCUCUUUGAACAGAGAAAGUGUUAUAAUGCUUUGAUGUAUGAAUAUAAUAUGAUGUGUAUAUAUAUCUAUAAAGCUUGUGUUGUAAAGUGUAAACUGGCAUUUUUCAUUGCAUAUCUGUCUAGAACCAAUAAAGUUCUCCCAAGACAAAGAUUAUAAACUGA
Raphanus sativus (radish) is the source of this 933-nucleotide messenger RNA. RefSeq lists its product as uncharacterized. The record is from RefSeq and is a predicted model, not a curated record. Bases 191 to 724 code for a protein of 177 amino acids. Lineage: Eukaryota; Viridiplantae; Streptophyta; Magnoliopsida; Brassicales; Brassicaceae. The transcript has 2 exons.